Messenger RNA from Bombus pyrosoma, 4004 nucleotides. RefSeq names its product WD repeat-containing and planar cell polarity effector protein fritz (gene frtz). The record is from RefSeq and is a predicted model, not a curated record. NCBI's taxonomy places the organism in Eukaryota, Metazoa, Arthropoda, Insecta, Hymenoptera, Apidae. Gene Ontology annotation, molecular function: protein binding. Gene Ontology annotation, cellular component: axonemal basal plate. The transcript has 16 exons. Bases 210 to 3914 code for a protein of 1234 amino acids. Gene Ontology annotation, biological process: cilium organization; establishment of protein localization; nervous system development.
CUAUGAUCCUAUACUUGUGAUACAUAUGAUUUAUGAAUGACAUUGCAAUUGCAGUCAAAGUGACAUACCGGUAAUACAGUACUCUAUAACAAAAUGGUGAAGAACAAGUUCCAGUAAUAGUAAAUAAAAUAAUCCAACGUGACUUUGUUUAUAUACAGUUUGAUAUGAAUAUUCAAUGCUUUUAGAGUAGCAGUGUUUUAUGUUUUAUAAUGUUUACAUUGUUGGGUGAAGUAAACUUAUGGACUUUUGACGACAAUAUUAAUAUAAAGAGUACAGACUUUGGUGCAUUUCGAUACCAUGAUAAACGUAUUGAUCAUUUACAUGAAGAAGCAAAAAAAUCUUAUUGUCAGAAACGAGGUAUGAUAUAUGUACCAACAAAUAAAAAAGGAAAUAAAUUAAAGGAUUCUAUCAAAUACUUAGAGGAACAAUUGAAGGAUAAUACUAUUGUACAUUGUCAGUGGUAUGAUGACUGUGUUUUACAAUUAAUGUUAAACAAUGCGUUAUUAAUACAAAUACAAGUUAAUAUUGCCACUGGUGAUGUAUGUAAAAUAACUUUUGAUAAGUAUCUCAUAGGAAAACUGUUGGAACAUAUAUCAGAUGUGAUAAUCACAAAAAAUUAUAUUCUUUGCAUCUAUAACGACAAUCAAGUUUCUGUUGUACAUUUUACAAGAUCGAAAAGACAUGUCUUCGAUAAAAUUAAUAAACUUGAACCAAAAUUAUCUACGAUUGAUCUCUUUGGCCCUAAUGGCCGCAGAUUGGACAAAAAAGUACAGACCAAUAAAUGUGGUGAUCUGAUUUUAAUUUGGUGGAAAUCUACUAUAAAUGAAGUUUAUCCUUGGAGUCCUGCUGUAAAAGAACAUGAUCGUGCUAACAUACAUCUUUAUCGUUUAAUAGGAGUAAAAUUAGAAUUAAUUUGUUAUAUACGUAGUGAAUUUGAUCCCUUAUGUAUAAUGUUUGAUGCAUGUAAUGAUAAUAUUAUUCAUUCUGUAGAACAAAAAGUUUCAAGAAAGGGCGAAGUAACUAUAGAGUGGCGUACAUAUGAAGUUUCUCAACAAGAUAAACUUCAAAGAAUAGCAAUGGUUUCUGUAUCAUUGCCUACACAUACAAGUUGUGUAAAAUUUUCACCAACUCAAGAAUUAUUGUUAUUAUGUUGUAUAGAUGGUUCUAUCAUAAUUUAUGACCAGACUAGAGCUACUACUGCUAGUGUAAAAGCAGCUUUUAUACCUACAUUGGCAUCGUGGCAUAGUGAUGGAAUAAUAUUUGUUGUUGGAAAUGACAAAGGUCAAUUUCAACAUUUUGACAUUGCUUUAUCCUGUAUUAAAAGUCAAACAUUGACCGAAGAAGCAGCACAAGCCAAUAUACUUGACUUAUCUUCGUAUUUCAGAAUUCAACCAGCAUUACUUCGCAUGGAAUGGAAUAAAAAAACUGAUUUAAAUUGUUAUAUUAAUUUACAUAAUCACGGAAAUUCUUUAUUAUUGUUAAUUUUUCAACGAGGACCCCUUGGUGUUCUUAAAAUGUUGGAAGGAAAUUCUUUUACUGGUGAUGUAUUAGUCAAGAGAUAUUUAUCUUUAUCACAAGUUGAACAAGCAACUUCUUUACUAUUAGCUAUGAAUUGGGAUACUCAUUCUCGUGCAUGUAUGCAUGCAUUAAAUCAGAUUGUAAAUUAUUUGUUUAAACUACCAUUGACGACAGAACGGGAAAAUCUUAUACAAAAUGCAUUAGGCAGCUUUCAUGUACCUAUUAAACCAAUAAGUCAGGCUAUUGAAGAAGAAUAUGGAGACGAAAUAAGAGAUUUAACAAGACGUUUCUUCCAUCACUUAUUAAGGUAUCAUAUGUUUGAAAAGGCUUUUAGGCUUGCUAUAGACUUGAAUGAUCAUGAUCUUUUUAUGGAUAUACACUUUUAUGCAAUAGUUGUAAAUGAUACAGCAAUGGCAACUGCUGCAAAAGAAAAUGCUGAACGCAUAUUAAGUAGAUCAAAUAGUUGCAGUAGUUCACAUUCUACAUGCUCUAGAGCAUCCUGUUCACUGUGUUCUGAUUCAAUAAGUGAUAAAGGAGAAGUAUCUUAUAGUGACGAAAGUGACAAUUUUUCAAAGGAGAAUCAAACUGACAUAAAAUCAAAAAGUCACAAUUAUAAGAAAGAGUCUAGCAACCAAAUUCCACCCUUACCAGUUCUCCAUCCACAUAAUCUUCAUAAAAAUUUAUUAUCUACUUCAUUUACCGACAUAUCACCUAAUGAAAAAACUGACUGUAAUCUAGAAACAAAAUCUUUCAGUAUAUCUAAUAAUACUCUUACCACAACCUCCUUCCACCAUUCAUCUCACCUUUCACCUCCAAAUACAUUUUUUACAUCAACAUCAUUCAACAAACCACUGUAUAAAAUUCAUGCACAUCCAACAUCAGUAUCUACAAUGUCUUCUACCAGUAAUUCACAAUCUUUAAAUAACAUUUCUGAUGAUUUAAUGACAACUUCAUUUGGGAGUCUGUCUUUAAAUGAAAGAAAAACAGGAAUAUCUAAUCGAAUUAAUGAGAACUCUGUAGAUACCACACUGAAGAAAGUCCUACGUGGUGAAAUGCAGUUGCCUCUUGAUAAUAUACCUAAUGAUACAAUAACAACGAAUCUAGUACAAGAAAAUAGUUUUAUGUCUACUCCUUUUAAUAGUCUGACACAUGAAUCAGUUACAUCAGAUGUUUCUUCUAAUCUAUUAAAAUCUUCAUUAGAUAACAUAGAUAAUAAUAUUAUGUCUACAUCAUUUAGUACACUUGGUACAGAUAUUUCAAAUCCAUAUGAUAAAUCUUUUAAUGAUUUAGUAACUACUAAAUCUGACUCAAAUACUGUUUCAUCUCCUUUAAAAAAUAUUAAGCCAUCUGUCACAAUCAGUAAUUUUGUGUCUAAAACGCUUUCUGAUUCUGUUGUAACAAAUAAAUUAACAUGCAAUUUACAUAACAAUCACAGUAAUCUUGCAUCUACUUCAUUUAGUUUUCUUGAAAAUCAAGUAAAAGAUUCAUGCAAUGGCAGUUCAAAUAAUUUUAAUAAUGAUGAUAAUCCUAGUAUUAUGAAAUUACAGCAACCUUUCCUGGGAAAAAAGCAAGUAGAUUUCAAUAUUCCACCACCACCUUCUUUAACAAAUUCAUUUACGAAUUAUUUUCAAAGUCUUCCAAAAAAAAAUCUUCCUUUAUCUAGAAGUACAUCAGGAUUAGCUGAUAUUGAUGAAUCUGUUAAAAAAUUUUCAUCUAUUAGAACAAGAAACGUCAACUCGCAUUUAUUACAAAGACAAAAUUCUGCAUCCAAUAUUUUACAAGAUCAACCUAAAUAUACCAAUAUUAAAUCUAGGUACAGAUUUAAUUAUGACUUUGAUUGCAUUUCACUUCAUGGAAGUUGUGAUAACAUUGAUAUGCAUUCCUCUACUAAUAAUACGAGACUGGGUAAUUCGCAAUUUUCUUCUACUUAUGGUGCACAAAACAGAUUUGAUAGACAUUCAAAAUUAGUAUCAUCACAAAACAGUACAAAUACUAAUAUUAGUAAAGAAUCUAAGAUAUCUUCCAACAUUCCACCUCUGCCUAUCAUAUCACCAUCUACUUCUAGUUCUACGUCCUGUUCUUCCUUUCCUACCUUCACAGAUACAACAUUAACAACAAAUGAAAAACCAAAGGUUAAAUUUUCAGAUACUGUUACACAUAUUUUAGUACCUGGUACAGGUCAAUCACAUAAACAAAAACGUUCCACAAUUACUCAAGUACAUUUAACUGAUCCUAAACGGGAGUUAGCAGAAAGUCUUCCAUUGUGCCUCGGAAAUGAAGAUUAUCUUAAAGAUUUUCAACCAUUACCGAAAGAAACUAUUAAUGACAAAGAAAAGGAAUCUUCAAGACAAGAAGAAGGUUCAAAAAUAAAAGUUGUACACUUUGGACUAUUAUAAAAAGAAGAUUUCAAUUUAAAUACGAAAAUAUAUAUAUGUAUAUAUAUUUUCUAUAUUUACAUAUAUAUAAAACUUGUAUAAGCACAUGUA